UCGCUUUGUGAGAUCUUUCAACGUCUUUAGCAGUGGUGUGAUGUUGAAAACGCCAACAAACGUCCCUUGAAACAGUCUUAAAAGUACAAUCAUGUAAUAUUUAUGGAGCCGGAGUUGUGCGGUUGCUUUGGGUACCUACUGUAUAAACGAAGUGGAUUGACGCGCGCGCUAAGGCAGCCUGCAUGUGAUUUCCAGCCUCAGUCAUCUUGGCAGCACGAUGCGAGAGAGAGGCAGAGCCCGACUCGGAGAUGUGAAACUGGACCCUCUGCCAGAGAUGUCGACGGAGAGGAAUCCCUGAAACCGCCCGCUUUUUCCAGGAAAUAUGUACAAAUGUGGUUCUGUGUGCGAGUGCGGGCUGUUAUCCUUUCGGGUUUUUUUAAUUUUUAUUUCUUGCACAGAGUGAUAGUGGACCAGGAUGCCGUGUGGGCGAUGCUGCCACAAGGGAUACAUUGUGAUUUCGCAGGGAUGUUUUAGCAACCAUUGCAUAAAUUAGAAUAAGACGAGCCGUCACAAAAGGGAUUGGAGUCUAAAGGGAUCUAAUAAGACUUCACCACCUGUUACUAGAAGAUCAGCAAGCACACAUCACCAGGAGUGAAGCCUCCCUACUCGAUAGCCUCAUUCUGCUCUUCAGCGUCACCUCCUCCGGGAAUAAUCGUGAAACACCUACAACCAGCCAAGAGAGGUGACAGCGUUUGCUCUACCACCACCCCCAGUCUGACAGCCAUGAUUCGGGGAGGCCUUCUUCUACGACGGCUUGGAUCAGGGGUCAACUCACUGCUCGAUGGCUAGAUCUCACCGUACAAAGAGCUGGGGGCCUUUCUACUGAAUAUCCCUCACUGCGUAGUAGCACAUGGAUUUCAAGACUUCAAAUGAAGAGACAAAGACUGGGAUUUAUUUGAUGCAAGAAGGUAAUGAAGAGCCAUUCAAUAUUCGACUACACUUGGCCAAAGAUAUUCUGACAAUUCAAGAACAAGACGUCAUCUGCGUGUCAGGAGAGCCUUUUUAUUCAAGUGAGAGGACUGUAACGAUCAGGAGGCAGACUAUUGGAGGGUUCGGCCUGAGCAUCAAGGGUGGAGCUGAGCAUAAAAUCCCUGUUGUGAUUUCAAAAAUAUCAAAGGAACAAAAAGCUGAACUCUCCGGGCUGCUUUUCAUUGGAGACGGCAUCCUUCAGAUAAAUGGAAUAAACGUUAGAAGUUAUCGCCACGAGGAAGUGGUCCAGGUUUUAAGAAAUGCAGGUGAAGAGGUGACUCUUACCAUCUCUUUCCUGAAGAAGACUCCAGCCUUUCUGAAACUGCCCCUGUGUGAGGACUGCACUUGCAUCCCUAGUGACCAGAGUAGUGGCACUUCCUCUCCUUUGUGCGAUAGCGGCCUGCACUUGAACUACCAUCCAAACAACACGGACACGCUGUCCUGCUCGUCUUGGCCCACAUCCCCCGGGCUGCGCUGGGAGAAGAGAUGGGUGGACCUGCGCCUCAUUCCGCUUCUUCACUCGCGUCUCUCGCAGUACAUGCCAGGCUCUGACGCCUGUAGGAAGAAUGCUUUCCAGGUAAUAGCUGUGGAUGGAGUUUGCAGUGGAGUUAUACAGUUUCACGCUUCUGAAGACUGCUUGGACUGGCUUCAGGCAAUAGCAGGCAACAUUUCCGGACUCACCAAGCACAAUGUCAAGAAGAUUAACCGGAACUUCCCAGUUAACCAGCAGAUUAUCUAUAUGGGCUGGGUCGAUGAGAAGGAGCAGGACUCAGUUCAGGACCGAAUGUAUUCACCAAAGUUCCUCGCUUUGAGGGGUUCGUCACUCUUCAAGUUUUCAGCACCUCCUGUGACAACAUGGGACUGGACCAGGGCAGAGAAAAGCUUUACUGUUUAUGAGAUAAUGUGCAAGAUCUUAAAGGAUAAUGACCUUCUGGACAAGAGAAAGCACUGCUUCAGCGUCCAGACAGAGACGGGGGAGGACUUGUUCUUCAGCGUGGAACUGGAGAGCGAGCUGUUGACCUGGGAAAAGGCUUUUCAGAUGGCUACUUUCCUGGAGGUGGAGCGGAUACAGUGUAAAACAUAUGCCUGUAUCAUGGAGAGCCACCUCAUGGGACUUACAGUUGACUUCAGUAUGGGCUUUGUGUGCUUUGACGCAGCUUCAAAGGCGGUGCUGUGGAGAUACAAGUUCUCUCAGCUGAAAGGAUCGUCGGAUGAUGGAAAAAGCAAGAUCAAGUUUUUAUUCCAAAACCAAGACUCCAAAUCAAUUGAAGCGAAGGAGCUGGAGUUUUCAAACCUCUUUGCCGUGCUUCAUUGUAUUCACGCUUUCUUUGCUGCCAAAGUUGCGUGCCUGGACCCCAUGUUUGUGGAAAGCCAAGGCACUGCAACUACCACCAGGUUUCAUUCUCUUUCUAUCUCAUGUAAUUCACAGACACCUAAACUCAAAUACGCCACUUGACAGGCACCGCUUUACCCACACCCCCUCUGAUGGGAUGCUGCACUUAGCCGAGACUGUGGCCUAAAUGGGUGGACAGGAGAACUGGAAAAUGUUCAAAAUAUGACACUAUGGAGGACAGCUGCAUACCAUAGUGGAAUUAGACACCUCUCUUGGAGCUAUAUACUUGAUAUCUCAAAAGACGUUUCAGAUUCCUUGAAUAACUGUGGACCUAAGGAAGUACCUCUACUUUGAGAAACUUCCCAAAAAAGACUCUAUGGACACAAAAGGUGCCAAUCAGCAAAUGUUUUUAAGUGUAUUUGUUCUUCUCUUGAUCCUCAGACAUCCCUAUAAUCAACACAUCUCAAAGAAAAGUGAAGUUCUUGUCCCUUUUUAAGAAAUUUUAGUCAAGACUUUCAACAGAGAGUUUCAACAAAGCAGACUUUUCACCUUUUUGUGCCACAUCAAAUGUUUAAUCACUUGAACAUCCGCAAAGACUUAUCUUAUACACUGGUUAUGGUUACUAAGUGUGAGGAGGCGUUCUAUAUUUCCAGUUCAAGGUGUGUGUUCAUGAGGUGGAAUUUUUAACUACAGUCAAAUAGUAUUAAAUAAAUUAUUUUUCACUAUAUUCAAACUAAAAAGAAAUGGCAACACAACAUUUAGUAACCCGAAAGAUUGCUAGAAGCAUAGGUGGACGAUUAUACAGUGACCUCAUAUUUUUCUCUAUAUAUUCUGAACACCCAUGUCAGACUAACUCUUUGCUGUAGUACUGGACAGGAAAGCUGUAUGAAAGUGUAGUUUUGACUGUACGGAUGAGAGUGACACUUUAAUAAUCAGUUUCACCACCCAUGCAGCCACAAUCAGACAAAACCAUGCACUCCAAACAUGAUUAGAAACACCCUCAUCAUGUUUAUAGCAUUUUCUCACAAACUUGAUUAUGUAAAUAAACAGUGACAUUCAAAUGAACUCAAAGAAUGAUGAAUUAUGGCGAUUACUUGAGGGAUUACUUGUAGGGAUUAUUGCAUUUGUUAAUUUGAUGUGCACCAGAGAUGGCUAGGUAGAUAGCUCAUAACCUUCAACAUUUACUAUAUGGACCAAUUUAGAAGAAUAAAAUCAACUAUGGUGUAUCGUUUGGAAUAUUUUAUCUGUUUUGACUUCAGCUUGUAAAUAUGAAGAAUACUUUUUCAUUGACAAGGAAAAAACAAACCACGAGGAGGGAAUAGAAAUAUGUAGCGUCAUGUCCUCUAAAGGUUUGAGAUGCCCCUUUAAACUGCACUCUCUGUUAAAUAGUUUGCAUAUGCAGCAGAGUGACAACUUAACUAUCAUUUUCAAAUAGAGUUCAGGUCAAUUAGUGUAAUUAGUCAUGCUCUUACCUUCCAUUUACAUAGUAGAAUCCAAACACAAGAGGCCCAUGGGUAAGUAAACUCUAGAGGAUAGUAAAUUAAAUGGGGUCAGUAAAGUGCUUGGUACUGUGUGGGGCUUGUUGAGAUGACAUGUGUGUUUGAGAGCGACUAAUGGUGGUGCAGUCUAUGCAAAGAAAGUCUGAGGGAUGCUUUUGUGCUUCAAAAUGAUCACGAUUACAUACCCUUAUAACACAGGAUCUAAAGAGUGAGGUUUAUCUUAUUUUUAGCAGAUGUUUUAUUAACAAAUAUGCUGUGUCAUAAAUUAAUAAAUGAGACCUUUUAUAACAUGG
Messenger RNA from Labrus bergylta (ballan wrasse), 4094 nucleotides. RefSeq names its product syntrophin, gamma 1 (gene sntg1). Gene Ontology annotation, cellular component: dystrophin-associated glycoprotein complex; intracellular anatomical structure. NCBI's taxonomy places the organism in Eukaryota, Metazoa, Chordata, Actinopteri, Labriformes, Labridae. Gene Ontology annotation, molecular function: protein binding; structural molecule activity. The record is from RefSeq and is a predicted model, not a curated record.